ACCGUAAACAUGACUACCAAGUCCAUGAACAUGAUGAGCAAGGUCAUCUUCUACGAGGACAAGAACUUCCAGGGUCGUUCCUAUGAGUGCAUGAACGACUGCGCUGACAUGUCCUCCUACCUGAGCCGCUGCCACUCCUGCAGGGUGGAGAGGGGCUGCUUCAUGGUCUAUGACCGCUCCAACUACAUGGGAAACCAGUACUUCAUGAGGAGGGGUGAGUACUCCGACUGCAUGGGCAUGAUGGGCAUGAGCGAGUGCAUCAGGUCCUGCCGCAUGAUCCCCAUGUACAGAGGAUCCUACAAGAUGAGGAUCUACGAGAGGGAGAACUUCGACGGCCAGAUGCACGAGGUGAUGGACGACUGCGAGAACGUCAUGGACCGCUACAGCAUGUCCAACUACAUGUCCUGCAACGUGAUGCAGGGCCACUGGCUGAUGUACGAGCAGCCCAACUACAGAGGCAGGAUGAUGUACAUGAGGCCCGGCGAGUACAGGAACUUCAUGAACAUGGGCAUGAGUGGAAUGAGGUUCAUGAGCAUGAAGCGCAUCAUGGAUUCCUGCUACUAG
Scomber japonicus (chub mackerel) is the source of this 564-nucleotide messenger RNA. Its product is annotated as gamma-crystallin M2-like. Bases 10 to 564 code for a protein of 184 amino acids. NCBI's taxonomy places the organism in Eukaryota, Metazoa, Chordata, Actinopteri, Scombriformes, Scombridae. Gene Ontology annotation, biological process: visual perception; lens development in camera-type eye. The record is from RefSeq and is a predicted model, not a curated record. Gene Ontology annotation, molecular function: structural constituent of eye lens. The transcript has a single exon.